Molecule: messenger RNA, 3915 nt
Organism: Sciurus carolinensis (gray squirrel)
Lineage: Eukaryota; Metazoa; Chordata; Mammalia; Rodentia; Sciuridae
Gene: Cdipt
Product: CDP-diacylglycerol--inositol 3-phosphatidyltransferase
Exons: 6
Coding region: 417-1058 (213 amino acids)
Biological process (GO): phosphatidylinositol biosynthetic process
Cellular component (GO): Golgi apparatus; membrane
Molecular function (GO): CDP-diacylglycerol-inositol 3-phosphatidyltransferase activity
Source: RefSeq, a predicted model, not a curated record
GAAACGGACAGGUUUUUUAAAGGGGCCGCAGCCAUUUUUUUUCAAAGCUUCUUCCUCUUUUUUCUGAUCUCCAAUUUUGCAAGGACGAUCCCUAAAGAGUAGGUUUCCGGCAGCCGAGUACAACUGGAGCAGCAGGGAUCGCUGCUGGGUCGGCUGCGCCUACGGGGUGGGCGGAGGCGAGGCGCUGCCCAUCGGAAGGGCGGGUUGCGCGCGCCCCCUGCGCCCUGAGCACAUCUGGUUGGCCCAUGCUCCCGCCGGUUGCGAGCUUUAACAUCUGGGGCUGGGCGCAGGCAGAGGGGUCCAGGGCGCAGGCGAGGCGGCCGAUGUGCGGGGCCGGAGGGUGAGGCCGCGCGGGUGGGGCUGGGACAGCGUUGGCACCUCCGGAGCCGGCCCGGGGCGGCCAGUGGACCGCCGCGAUGCCAAGCGAAAAUAUCUUCCUUUUCGUGCCUAACCUUAUUGGUUAUGCCCGGAUUGUCUUCGCCAUCAUUGCUUUCUACUUCAUGCCCUGCUGCCCCUUCACGGCCUCCUCCUUCUACCUGCUCAGCGGACUUCUGGACGCUUUUGAUGGACAUGCUGCUCGAGCCCUAAAUCAAGGAACCCGGUUUGGGGCCAUGUUGGACAUGCUGACGGACCGCUGCUCCACCAUGUGUCUGUUGGUCAACCUGGCCCUGCUGUACCCUCGAGCUACCCUUCUCUUCCAGCUCAGCAUGAGCUUGGAUGUGGCCAGUCACUGGCUGCACCUCCACAGUUCUGUGGUCCGGGGGAGUGAGAGUCACAAGAUGAUUGACCUGUCUGGGAAUCCAGUGCUUCGGAUCUACUACACCUCCAGGCCUGCUCUGUUCACCCUGUGUGCUGGAAAUGAGCUCUUCUACUGCCUCCUCUACCUGUUCAAUUUCUCCGAGGGACCAUUAGUCGGCUCUGUGGGGCUUUUCCGAAUGGGCCUCUGGGUCACCGCCCCCAUCGCCUUGCUCAAGUCUCUCAUCAGUGUCAUCCACCUGAUCACGGCUGCCCGCAACAUGGCUGCCCUGGAUGCAGCAGACCGUGCCAAGAAGAAGUGACCUGGGCACCUCCUGGAACCUCCCACCUGAUUGGUCAUCUUACUGUGCCAGACGGCUCCCCUCCCCCUCCUAGGAGGUCCAUUCUCAUGUCUUCCUAAUGUGUUCUCCAAACUGCUGGGACGGGGUUUGCCUCUCUUUGGUAUUGUCACAAUCUCUGUAAUCCUGAGGACCAGGCCCACCCUUGUGAUCCCCAAAGACCUGGCCUACAAAUCAAAAAGGAUGCUCAGGAGGCCCCACUCUUAAGCUGGUGCUCCUGGGGUUCCAGGCAGCCUAUUUGAGGAUUAGGCAUUGCCACACACACGGUUGGCUCAGCCCUGGCUUCUGGCCUGGCCUGAGGUUUUCGGGACACUUGAAUGAGGGAGAUGGUGCAGGGUCCACAUUUCCCAAAAAGUAGGUGAGUCAGAUCUCUGCCCCUGGCCAGAGGAAGCAUGGGGCACCAUGCCCAGGAAGAAAGGGGCUGUCUAGAUCCUUCCUAUGGCAGUCUCCUCCGUCCGGUCUACCCCGGCCCCUGAAGCCUUGAUAAUAAAGGCAAGAGCUUCACUCUUCUGGACUUGGUUUCCUUUUAGACAUUUUUGGAUCAGGCCUUGGAUUAAGGGGAGAUUGGGGAAAAGGAAAAUCUACCUGGAUGCUUUUCCCCCAGUUUGCUGCUGGCUUCUUCUGUCAUUCCAUACCGACAGAGAAGCCCUUCUUGCUACCCAAGCUCAUGCCACAUCUUCUCAGCCCACCUUCUUUAUGUCCCUGAUGGUCAGCUUUGACUCAUAUUCUUGAUAUUUCCAUCCCCACUAGAGUGUAAACUCCAUGAGUGCACAGACUUCUUGUUCCUUUCUCUGUGGUUAGAAUGGAUAUUUACCUUAACCUGACAUGCAGUAGUUGCUUAAUAAAAUAUUCCAGAUUAGUUGGUUUCUCAGAAUGUGGUCCUUAGACCACCUACAGGCUAUUUCUCCCUCUUGGGCCUUCAGAGUCAAUCUCCAGGGAUGGACCCAGAAGUCUGCAAUUUUAAUAAACUCCACUUGAUUCUUCCUCCCAAUGUUGAGAAUCACUGUUCGUUCUUAAACAUUUUUGGGACACCUGUUAUAUAGCAUAUGCUGGGCAUUGUUCUGGGCCUCUGUCCCUAACAGCUGCUCCUAUCAUUAGCUCUCCUGCUCUCUGGUGCCAGCUUUCUUUUUUAAACUAUAUUGGGGCUACCAUAUGCCAGACCCUGUGCUGAGGUUCUUGGCAGAUCCUACUCAUUUCAUCUUCAUAAUAGCUUAGCCGGUGACCCAAAAGGCCCUCAUGUCCAGGGGAACUAAAAUUCUUCAGAGCUGGGAGUGGUGGUGCAUAUCUAAUCCCAGAGGUUUGGGAGGCUGAGGCAGGAGGAUCAGGAGUUGAAAGCCAGCCUCAGCAAAAGUGAGGUGCUAAGCAUCUCAGCGAGACCCUGUCUCUAAAUAAUAUACAAAAGCGGGCUGGGAAUGUGGCUCAGUGGUCAAGCAUCCCUGGGUUCAGUUCCCAGUACCAAUAAUAAUAAUAAUAAUAAAUUUAGAAGAGUAAAAUUCAUCAGUUGUGUAUUGGGCUUUAACUCCCAUCCCCAGGAGACUCCAUAGGAACUGGGCAACUGGUUUCCCAGUCCUCUUGAAGGUCAUGGGUGGGCAGGGCUGGAAGUGGGUAACAAUAAUCAGGGGGAUAAAGGUAGAAGACCCUGCAGCACCUCCCUUAGGUUUUUGGUAAAGAGGUGGGUAUCUGGGCUGGGGUUGUGACCCAGUGGCGGGCACUUGCCUAGCAUGUGUGAGGCCCUGGGUUUGAUUCCCAGCACCACAUAUAAAUAAAUAAAUAAAAAUAAAGUUCCAUCAAUAACUAAAAAAAAAAAGAGGUGUGUAUCUUAGGUAGCUGGUAAGGACUGGCAGGGGAGGGAACAACCUGCAAAGGCAGGGGAACCAGAGAGCACCCAGGUAAUUAUAGCCGUUGAUAGACCUAGACGAUGUGGCUGGAACACCAAGUGCUGGGUGUGUUGGGGGAGCUGGAGAGAGAUGAGGCAGUAGAAGCCAGCUGGGGUGGCUGAAGGAACUCAGUUGGACAUUAGGACUUUAUUUUCUAUAUUUUAAAUUUCAUUAUGUGAACUGUUUCACUGCUAACUGUGCUUUUUAUAUGAUUAUCUUAAUCGUCUUAACUGAAUUCCACUGUGUCCUCUGCAAUAGGACAAUCCUGUUAAUGUGCUUAUUUUCCAGAGGGGAAAUAGAGGCCCUGAGAGGAGGUCAGUUUGGCCCUGGAUCCCGUUCUUUUGGCAUCGAUCACCUACAUCAGCAGACUUCUUAAUGGUUGCAUAGAAUGCUGGCAGUUAUUGAUUUAACCAGGUCCAGCCACCGUGAAUGAUGCUGUGGCAAAUCCUCUUGCACUUCUUCCUGGAAACACCUGUGGCAUGAGCGUGGCAGGGCUUUACUCAGGGCAGUGGCAGGGGCUAUGCUUAAGGAAGCUAUAGGUACAGCACAAAACUGAGAUGUGAUUCGGAUGCUCUGGCCUCGCCCUGCCUGACCUGCUUCCAGUGGAAGAGGAGACCAGAUAAGAUGUCUUCCCACUCCUGCUGCAGAACCCUUUCCUUCCUCUCAUCCUUCCAGAAUUAGCUGUCCCUCCAGAUAGAUGGGAACUCUGAGCACUGGACCAACCCCAGAGCAAGGAGUCCUCUGCCCUACUGGCUCCGACAGCCCUGGCUGGCUCCUAGGUUCUUUGAUGCCAGCCAUUUACAGUGCCACCAGAAGUCUCUAUACAAACCCAGCUACAAUGUGAUCUUAAAAGAUGGAGAACUGGGGGGUGGGGAUUGGAUUCAAUCCCCAGCACUGCAAAAAAAAAAAAAAAAAAAAAAAAGAGGGAGAGCCGGGGAGGAGAG